AGACAACCAAUGUACUGUCAGUGUCACGUGCAUCGAUAUUGACACGUGCAUAAUGCAUACCUCGCGCGACGCGGCGGACUCGGCACUACUGCGAAUGCCGCAGAGAUUUGCGGGUCGCUCUAUUCAAGCAGUCAAUCGGUCCGCAACAAGGGUAUUCGCGCAUGCAAUCAACAUUCGGACGCAGCGAUGAAAUGGAGACUUACCGUGUCAACCUAUCGAUGGCCGACACACCGAUGAUCGAUGACAAGCGUGGAAUAUCCAGCGUCAUGUGGAGCUGCUUGAGUAAAGAGAUGCUGCUCGACUUUUACUUCAACGUCGACCGGAUAUUCUAUCGAAUCGGAUAUAGUAUAGCCACAAAACCAUGGGUUUGGUUGAUGAUAUCCGUGUGCCUAAAUCUUGUCUGUGGUUUCGGAUUGUUGCUCUGGAAAGAGGAGGUCGACGAAAUCGAACUUUUCAUGCCGGUCGGUUCUAUAUUUCGCAAAGAUGCCGUCUGGGUAAAGGAGCACUUCCGAGACGAUCUCAGACACGAAAGUAUCCUCGUCACUGCCACCAAUGUGCUGGAUCCUAAAGUGCUACGAUCGAUAAGAGACAUCGAAAAAGAUGUGAAGAGUAUAGUGGUGAAUAAUAAUUCCUGGGAAGAUGUGUGUGCAGGACCUUUUACAUGGUUCCAAGAAAAUGACAAAUGGGAAACGAUGAAUAAAACCGAGUUUCCCGAGGAAUAUCUACCAAUUAUAAAUAAUACAAUGAUGAAGGAACCUUGUGUCCAAAAAUCACUUCUAAAACUAUGGCAAAAAGACGGUGGAAAAGAUAUUGAUAACUUGACAAAAUUAGAGAUACUAGAGGACAUAACUGCAACUAUGCAACAUACGAAUACUAAAGAUAUACUUUCCGACAUUGCGCCGUUGCUGGCGGGCAUCGAGUACGAGGAGAAUGGACAGGUGACGAGUGCAAAAGCGACGAUUUUGUACUGGGUGCUGAAGAAGUCCAAUCCGCACUCGCCGGAAUGGGAAGUGGAAUUCAUCAAUAGGGUACUACAUUCGAAUCGUACUCUUCCGACGGGUAUGGAGAUCUAUGCGAUCACGUUACGUAGUUACGACGAUAUGUUGCACGAGGUGGUCAAUAGCAAUAUGACCGUGCUUUUCUGUGGCAUGUCGCUGAUCUCGAUCUACGUGAUCGUGAUGAUCAGUCGUUGCAACGCGAUGCAACAGCGGAUAUAUCUGUCCCUGAUGGGGAUCUGCGUGGUCGGCCAGGCUCUUCUGUCGUCCUACGGGCUGUGCUUCUACAUGGGAUUUAUGUACGGGCCGGUGCAUCCGAUCCUACCAUUCCUGCUACUCGGCAUUGGUGUCGACGACAUGUUCGUCAUUAUGCAGAGCCUCGAGACCAUGUCUGAGGCGGACAAGACUCUAGACAUUCCUGCUCGCAUCGCGAAGUCCAUUCAAGUGUCAGGUAUGUCCAUCACUGUGACAUCAUUCACUAACAUGGUGGCUUUCGCCAUUGGCAUGACGACGGUGAUGCCGUUCCUGAAAUCUUUUUGUAUGUUUGCCGCGAUGGGUAUAUUGUUCCUCUAUAUCUACGAGAUCAUGUUCUUCGUUAGUUGUCUGGUGUUCGACGAGAGGCGACUGGCAGCGAAGAGGGACGGUUGCUGCUGCCAGCCGCGUCCCAAUUGGCGACCAAACCAGUGCAGCAAGCAGAACUUCCAGCGAUUUGUCUUUGAGAAGUACAUCGGACCUUUUGUUUUAAGGACGUCAAUGAAAAGAAUCAUUCUGCUGCUUACCGCAGCCCUGCUGUGCAUCAACAUCUGGGCCAUAUUUCAGCUGCAACAGAACUUUGAUGCGCUCAUGUACUUGAAUCAGGAAUCUUACCCAAUACAGUUUAACAACAAACUGAUGAAAUACUUUCCAAGAUACGGCAAGAACGUCAAUAUAUAUCUGACGGGCGUGGAUUAUUAUGAGGAUCGCGAAGCGCUGUUUCAACUAGUGGAGAAUCUCAGACGGGACCCGUACGUCAAUAAUCACACUCUCGACCCAUGGUUCGUAGCGUAUGAGAAGUGGUUGAACAUCACUGGUAAAGCGCAAUACAUCGAGAAUAAAGACGAGUAUUACAAUAUGCUCACGGAAUAUCUAUUAUUCACGGUGAAAGGACAAUCGUACAUUCAGGAUCUGAAAUUCAGUAAAUUACCGUUUAACGACUACAACAUCACAAUUUCGCAGAUUCCAGUACAACACAUUCCUAUCAGCACAACGUCCGAUCAGAUAAGAGCUAUGCAAGCAAUCAGAGAUGCCGUGAAAUCGGUGAACUUCACUCACGGGCACGAUUACAUUGCAAUUCACUCGACAGAUUUAAUAAGAUGGGCGACAAAUAAGAUAAUUGGCGAAGAACUAAUUAGGAACUUGAGUCUGGAGAUACUGGCGGUAGGAAUGGUAACAUUGGUAUUUCUUAGGAAUCUAAUCGCGUCAUUUUGGGUGAUGUGUUGCGUAUUGUUCACACUCAUCAAUCUUUUGGGCUCCAUGUACUUUCUAGGAUUGACUGUAGAAAUUUCAUCAAGUAUUACAAUUUUAUUGUGCGCCGGAUUGGCGGUCGAUUACGCCGCGCACAUCGGAUUGGAAUUUAUACGUUCGAGCGGCAGUAAACAAGAACGAGCACUGACAACAUUCAGCGUUAUUGGACCAGCAGUAUUGAAUGGUGGUUUGAGCACAUUUCUUGCCUUUGUCCUGCUAGGCUUUAGCCGGGCUUAUCUUUUUACGACAUUCUUUAAGCUAUUUACAUCCGUAGUAUUAUUUGGUUUGUUUCACGGAUUGUUGUUUCUGCCGGUAAUAUUGAGUUUAGCGGGACCUGGCGAGAGAAAAUCAAAAAGCAAGCAAAAGAAUCAAAUUAUGUAAUAUCAGAACGGCUAUUAUAGUGUUUAUCAAAAUGGAAAAGAUAUAGAAGAUACGCUUGCUAAAUAACAUUUUAGGAACAUUUUGAAAGGCUGCUUAGGAAAAAGUAUUUUUGUAGACAAUUUUGGAGCUGAAAUUUGUAUGACUGUGGAACGAAUGCGCGUGUGUUAUAUUAUGGUUAUCAAGGUAUGUUUUUUUCUCUUUUACUACGUCUUCCCAUUACUUUAUAAGAAAAAAUUGCUAACUAAAGAUAUCUUUUGUACAAAAGAAAA
Linepithema humile (Argentine ant) is the source of this 3148-nucleotide messenger RNA. Its product is annotated as patched domain-containing protein 3. Lineage: Eukaryota; Metazoa; Arthropoda; Insecta; Hymenoptera; Formicidae. The record is from RefSeq and is a predicted model, not a curated record. Gene Ontology annotation, cellular component: membrane.